Poecilia latipinna (sailfin molly) is the source of this 1400-nucleotide messenger RNA. It is a transcript of the gene ndufaf5, whose product is annotated as NADH:ubiquinone oxidoreductase complex assembly factor 5. Gene Ontology annotation, molecular function: S-adenosylmethionine-dependent methyltransferase activity. NCBI's taxonomy places the organism in Eukaryota, Metazoa, Chordata, Actinopteri, Cyprinodontiformes, Poeciliidae. The transcript has 11 exons. Gene Ontology annotation, biological process: mitochondrial respiratory chain complex I assembly. The record is from RefSeq and is a predicted model, not a curated record. Gene Ontology annotation, cellular component: mitochondrion. The coding region runs from base 225 to 1292 and encodes 355 amino acids.
ACUCCAGUUUUUCAGUUGAAAUAUUUUCAGGUUUUAUUUGUUUUUAUUUUUCCAGGUUGUGAAUUUAAUCCCAGUAAUCUGACUCCGGCUCCGCUCCCAGCCUCUGAUCCAUUUCCUCCGCUUGGAUCCGCCUGCCGGGUUUUCCGACCGGCCGCGGUCGGAGGUCACCGAGGUCACUGCGGGCAGGAAGCCGCCAUGUUGGACUUCUGGCUGGAAGCGGAACCAUGAGCUGCCGGGGGAUUCAGAAGCUCCUGCAGGGAGCCGGUUCUGGUCCGGCAGCGUGGUCCCGGACCCCCGCGGCCUCCUGCUGCUGCAGGCUCAGAUCUGGACCCUGCAGGGCCCUGUCCGGACCCGGUUCUGGGGCCGGACCCGGUUCUGGGUCAGGCAGCAUGAAUGUGUUCAACAGGGAGAUGAAGAGGAGGCAGAAGAACUGGGCCGCGGUUCUGCAGGACGGACACCAGUACGACUACCUGAGAGAAGAGGUUGGCAGUCGAGUGGCUGAUCGGGUUUAUGACAUCGCCAGGUCGUUUCCCCUGGCUCUGGACAUGGGAGGAGGAAAAAGUUACAUAGCAGAACAUCUGAGCAAGGAAGUGGUGCAGCGUUUGGUUCUGACUGACGUCUCCCAGCAGGCUCUGAAGCUGGGCCGGCGGUCGGAGAUUCCCACCCGGAGCGUUGUGGCUGAUGAGGAGUUCCUGCCGUUCAGGGAGAACAGUUUCCACCUGGUGGUGAGCAGCUUCAGCCUCCACUGGAUCAACGACCUUCCCAGGGUGCUCAGCGAGAUCCAUCGAGUCCUGAAGCCGGACGGUGUCUUCAUCGGCGCCAUGGCGGGUGGGGAUACGCUGUACGAGCUGCGCUGCUCGCUGCAGCUGGCCCAGUCGGAGCGGGAGGGCGGCUUCUCGCCCCACGUCUCCCCCUACACCGCCGUCACCGACCUGGGGAACCUGCUGGGCCGGGCCCGCUUCAACAUGCUCACCGUGGACGUCGAUGAUGUUCAGGUUCAUUAUCCAGGAAUCAUGGAGCUCAUGACGGACCUGCAAGGCAUGGGGGAGAGUAACUGCGCGUGGAACAGGCGCUCCAUGCUGCACCGCGACACCAUGCUAGCAGCUGCAGCCGUCUAUAAAGAGAUGUACGGAAACCCGGACGGGUCAGUUCCCGCCACCUUCCAGAUCCUCUACAUGAUUGGCUGGAAGCCUCACGAGUCUCAGGCCAAGCCGGCCCGCCGCGGCUCCGCCACCGUGUCCUUCAGAGAUCUGGCCAAGGUCAGCCGACCCGACAGCGCCGACCAGUCCUAGGGUCAUGACCUCACUGGGUCAGGCGUCCAGGAGAAGGAGGUUCUGGUUCUGACUGUAAAUGUUGUAUAGAAAUCUGUUUCUGCUAAAUAAACUGAGUAGUGAAGGAAA